Molecule: messenger RNA, 387 nt
Organism: Diatraea saccharalis (sugarcane borer)
Lineage: Eukaryota; Metazoa; Arthropoda; Insecta; Lepidoptera; Crambidae
Source: the annotation of a GenBank genome assembly
AUGCUUGUAAUGAGCAAUGGCGCUUUAAGCGCUUGCGCUGCACAGUCCGGGGUAGACAAGGACGGCAAAAAGAAACACACGAGACCCACAUUCAGCGGUCAACAGAUCUUCGCGCUAGAGAAAACGUUUGAGCAAACCAAAUACCUGGCAGGCCCUGAACGAGCAAAGCUCGCGUACGCGCUUGGCAUGACCGAGUCACAAGUCAAGCUUAAAGGACCACGUCAGAAAGAAUCAACACCCUUAACUUUAUCCCUGAUCAUAGAUCAUGACGGCGUUAAUGUUGGGGUCCAAAUUGUAUUAAAGAUCGUCGCGGACUGCAAAGGGGGAUGGUUUGAUUCCCUUGUCAUACCUCAUUUGGCAUUCAAUAAAAUUAAUCCCCACGGAUGA